Molecule: messenger RNA, 1032 nt
Organism: Loa loa (African eye worm)
Lineage: Eukaryota; Metazoa; Nematoda; Chromadorea; Rhabditida; Onchocercidae
Exons: 8
Coding region: 1-1032 (343 amino acids)
Source: RefSeq, a predicted model, not a curated record
AUGACAAAAACGGUCACCGUUCGUCUGGUUGAUUUCGGAUUUCGUCUCACUCAAUUAGACGCUUCAGCUAUCAAACCAUUAAUGAUCGCAUUUGAUGGACCACCGCUAGCAUUUCGAUUAUUGAUUGAUUCAUUACCGAAACAACAAAAAGAAAGUUUAUGUCGUUAUGCAACGCUUUCUGUUCGAUUAACAACAUCACGAGAAAAGCAUUUUUUGUGCUGGUCAAAAACUUGGAAAGCAACUGAUAUUAAGAAACAAAAUUGGAAUAAAGGAAGAAAUGAUUGUUCAUCGAGUAUGCAUUCAUCUGAAAUGUACAAUUUCAAUAAUCAACAUUGUGCUUCCUCAAGUCUUGGCUUAGUUACACGAGCUUUCGUUACUUCUUGGCUUAAUAAGGAGCACAAAAGAGCUGGUGGACGAGGUAUUGAGGCUGCAUUAAGUGGAAUAGCCAAACGUCAUUCAGAUUUGCCACCCUCUGAAUUUGCAUUAAGUAAAGCUGAUAAUUUCAUCAAUAAAACAUUAAAACUUCAAUCAACCCAAUCCUCCGAUAAUUGCUUGAAUCAAUUAGCAACAAAACCAAUUAUGAAAAUUGAUAAUGAUUGGCCAAUAAUUGCAAGAUUAUCAAAAACUAUCAGAAAGGCACCUCUGGAAUUGUUGAAAAAAGAAAGCCAAAAGAAAGUGAAAAAGUUGCAAGCAAUGAAGGAGGAUUCAGGAAGAUCUGUUCAUUUGAACAAUUCUAAUCAUCCAGACAAUUUAAAAAAUCUCUCAAAUUUUAAUCAUCCAAAUGAUUGUAAUAAUCUGGAAGAUUCUAACUAUCCGAAAGAUUCCAACUAUCUGAAGGAUCCUGAUCAUCUGACGGAUUCAUACCAUCCAUCUAAUUCUAAUCAACUAAACAAUUCUAACUAUUUGGAUGAUCCUAACCGCUCGACGGAUUCUAAUAAUGUUGCAAUUAAGGAAAACGAAAAUGCCAUAUCGGAUGCGCAAUUGUCACCUUCAUCAGUAAGCACUGUGCAUACAUGCCGCGAAUUGCUUUGA